AUGAAGGCCUUUAGGCGAUCUCUAAAGGGGGACAAAGAUCCCAAACAUCACCAUAUCUCUAUUACACCCAAGUCAGCUAUUGCCAUUCUACCCCCCAAAAAAGUGAGAGUUCCUUGCGCAAUAUUCGCCAGUUGGGUUGAAUUCGCCCCUCCUUGUCCCACUUUCGAACUCGUUCUUGGCGUGCUAGGGGGGCUUGUGCCCGUCUCCUUUUUUGAGGUUAUCGGCAAAAACGAGAGGGAUAGUGGGGGUUCCGGCGACCUGUCCAAGGACCACGAUUCAGCAUUCUCCAACCGCGGUCUUUCCCAAGAUUCUCCCAUCUCCAAAAACGGCAUAUUCAGGAUGUCUGCACUCAAGGGUCAAGGCGCCAUGGUCUACGGAAUUGUCCAGUACGAUUUUCAGGCAGAGCGACCCGAUGAAUUGGACGCGAAGGCAGGCGAAGCAAUUAUCGUCAUCGCCCAAUCUAACCCGGAGUGGUUUGUCGCCAAACCCAUCGGUCGUCUCGGUGGCCCCGGCCUGAUUCCCGUUUCUUUCAUCGAGUUGCGGGAUAUGCAGAGCGGACAGGCUGUGGCCGACCCGCUUGACGCAGUGCGACGCGCCGGUGUUCCCAAGGUUGAAGAGUGGAAGAAAAUGACGGCGGAAUACAAAAACAGCAGUAUCACACUGGGCAAAAUUGAGGCUGGUCAUGGCGGUGGCAACAUGAUGGCUGUCAACUCGGGCAUGGAAAACAUGCCCAUGGGCCACCAGAGUCAAAUGAGUCAAAAUAGCAAUGUUUAUGAGCACCAACGUAACGCUAGCAAGGGAACUUUGUCACAGGUGCCCAUGGCGCAACAGAGCUACCAACUUCUCAUCCCCAUUUCCGCCUACAUUCCGCGCUACUGUUUCGAUAACGACAAGUAUUGGUACAUUAUCGAGGCGAAGAUGGAAGACGGUCGCUGCUGGGAGCUGUCGCGUUAUUACCACGACUUCUACGACUUCCAAAUCGCCCUCCUGACUCAAUUUGAAGACGAAGCUGGCAACCGGGGCCGUGGGCGAACCCUUCCUUUCAUGCCGGGUCCUGUCACCCACGUCACGGACGCGAUUUCCAACGGCCGACGACAGAACCUGGACGAAUACAUUAAGAAGCUCCUGUCUAUGCCCCCGCAUAUUUCGCGUUGUCAACUCGUAUGCGAACUCUUCUCGCCCCGAGAAGGCGACUUCGAAAUCGACCCCAAUGCGUUUGGCGAGGAUGCCCGAUUCUCGGGUGGAUCGCAACACUCCGGCGGGGAACCCCAGCAAACCGUGUCGCGCCAAUCUUCGCAGCAGCAAAUCAAUGCGUCCACCGAACGGGUAUCCCAGCAGCGUGCCCCAGCACCCACACCCACACCCGCACCCUACACCAAUGGUGGCCCCCCCGCCCAUGAACCGCCAAGCCAGCUCCAUUACCCAAGCCUCGGCCGCGUCGACCAACAGCGCGAUGAAGGUCAAGGUGAUGACCUGAUUGCGAUUCGCAUCCCAUCCGGCGUGAGUAUGCAGCACCUCAAGGACAAGCUAUGCGACCGGUUGAAGAUCCAGGAUGAUAUUGUUGUGCAGUACCGUGACGAAUCCUCCGGGUCCUAUAUCGAUCUCUAUACAGAUCAGGAUCUGGAGAAUGCCAUGCAGCGGAACACCAAGCUGACCCUCUUCGUCAAUGUUGCAUAA
Messenger RNA from Penicillium verrucosum, 1677 nucleotides. Its product is annotated as phosphatidylinositol-3-phosphate-binding protein BEM1. The record is from RefSeq and is a predicted model, not a curated record. Gene Ontology annotation, molecular function: phosphatidylinositol binding; protein binding. Bases 1 to 1677 code for a protein of 558 amino acids. Gene Ontology annotation, biological process: conjugation with cellular fusion. The transcript is spliced from 5 exons. Lineage: Eukaryota; Fungi; Ascomycota; Eurotiomycetes; Eurotiales; Aspergillaceae. Gene Ontology annotation, cellular component: mating projection tip.